UCCGCUGACGUCACUGCGUAUGUCAGGGCUGCAGCUGUCUGAGAGCAACAAUAACAAGCUCUACCAAAAAACUUAAACUCGGCUUAAACGGUACCUGACAGCGCCAAAUACCACCGAAUUUUUCAAAAUGCGGUUGUCGAAAUAACUCAGGCCUCCGUUUCCUCGUUGUCCGAGUCGAAAUCCGGGUUUAUCGUCGCCGCCACCGCCGCCAAACAAACACGGAGACUCGGCCGCAGGGGGAACAGGGCAGUUCGGAGCUGCAUCUGGGUCAGUGGGCCUGUCGGUGGCUGUACCGGUUGUUUUCUUAUCCCAGCAGUGUCCCAUUGCGCCUGUCAUUCGUUUAUAUACACAUCGUUUCAUCUGCUUAAACAGCGGUAACAUGCAGGCUAACGGGGCAGGACAGGACCGAGAUUCAGAACUGUCCUGCCAAAACGGUGCGCAGAAUGGUGAGUCGUCCUCCAGCGGAGUAGCUCACUCCAAUGGACUGGAGUCGGGCACCAACAAUGGAAACACUGUCAGCAGCAACAACAACGGAGUGUCAGUCCAGCCUGCGUCCAACAACGCUACCAGCACGUCGGAUGUCAACUCGGGCGUGAAAAAGAAGAAGCGUCUGUCUCAGUCUGAGGAGGAUGUCAUCCGGCUGAUAGGACAACAUUUACACGAUUUAGGUCUCAAUCAGACGGUGGACCUCCUGAUGCAGGAGUCUGGAUGCAGACUCGAGCACCCCUCUGCCACCAAGUUCCGCAAUCAUGUCAUGGAAGGAGAGUGGGAUAAGGCUGAGAGUGAUCUAAAUGAACUGAAGGCAUUGAUGCAUUCUCCAAGUGCUAUAGUGCGGAUGAAGUUCCUGCUGCUGCAGCAGAAGUAUCUGGAGUAUCUUGAGGAUGGGAAGGUACUGGAGGCUCUGCAGGUCCUCAGAGCUGAACUCACUCCGCUCAAGUACAACAUUGAGCGUAUCCACAUUCUGAGCGGGUACCUGAUGUGCUGUCAUGCAGACGAUCUGCGAGUCAAAGCAGAGUGGGAAGGCAAAGGCACAGCAUCCCGAACAAAGCUGCUGGACAAGCUGCAGACAUACCUGCCUCCGUCAGUGAUGCUGCCUCCUCGCCGCCUGCAGACUCUGCUGAAGCAGGCGGUUGAGCUGCAGAGGGAGCGCUGCCUCUACCACAACACCAAGCUGGACAGUGGGUUGGACUCUGUGUCUCUGCUGCUGGACCACGCCUGCAGCCGGAAGCAGUUUCCCUGCUACACUCAGCAGAUUCUCACUGAACACUGCAAUGAAGUUUGGUUUUGCAAGUUCUCCAACAACGGCACAAAACUGGCAACCGGGUCCAAAGACACCACAGUCAUUGUGUGGCACGUGGACACGGAAACCCAGCAGUUGAAGUUGAUGAAGACUCUGGAGGGUCAUGCUUAUGGUGUUUCAUACCUGGCAUGGAGCCCUGAUGAUGUGUAUCUGAUAGCCUGUGGUCCGGAUGACUGCUCUGAGCUGUGGCUGUGGAAUAUACAGACGGGGGAGUUACGGACAAAGAUGAGUCAGUCUCAUGAAGAUAGCCUGACCAGCGUGGCCUGGAAUCCAGAUGGUAAACGCUUUGUCACCGGAGGCCAGAGAGGCCAGUUCUACCAGUGUGACCUGGAUGGAAACCUCCUGGACUCAUGGGAAGGAGUUCGGGUACAGUGCCUGUGGUGUCUGAGUGAGGGCCGGACCGUCCUUGCAUCCGACACCCACCAACGUAUCCGUGGAUACAACUUUGAGGAUCUGACGGACAGAAACAUAGUGCAGGAGGACCACCCCAUCAUGUCUUUCACUGUUUCCAGAAAUGGCAGGUUAGCUUUGCUCAAUGUUGCAACUCAGGGAGUGCACCUAUGGGACCUGCAGGACCGGGUGCUGGUGAGGAAGUACCAAGGGGUGACCCAGGGCUUCUACACCAUCCACUCCUGCUUCGGAGGGCACAAUGAAGACUUCAUCGCUAGUGGCAGUGAAGACCACAAAGUUUACAUCUGGCACCGGCGCAGUGAGCUGCCCAUCGCAGAGCUGACCGGUCACACCCGCACAGUCAACUGUGUGAGCUGGAACCCCGUCCUGCCUGGACUGCUGGCCAGCGCCUCUGACGAUGGGACCGUCCGAAUCUGGGGACCCGCCCCCUUCCUGGAUGUCCAGGAUGCAGAGGGGCACAAUGGUAUGAACAUGAAAACUAGGUAGACUGAAUAUUAGGAAGAGCAACAAAGGACUCCUGGGUUACUUUGACACAGAGUGACUCGGCUGAUUUUAUUUUCCAUUCUGGCAGCAAAAAGCAUGAGCGGCUGCGUGUGUACACAGAGCAGCAGAGGAUGAUGAUGAUGUGACCUGUCUUUUUCCUGUGCUGUCAGAAUGUUGCAGCAUGGACAGCUGAUGAUCUGCUGCUGUGAACCUGAGGAGCAUUAAGACUCUGUAGACACUUGAAUGGAUGAAGCAGGACAAGCUUUGGUCAUUAGACAGCAGCCUCCUGGAGACGGGGCCCGUGGUGCUGCAUGUCAAGAUGUCACAACACAGAGAUGUCAGACCCAGUCACAUUAUUGCGAGCAGAGCCGGCCGUGUGAAGCUUGGCUCCACGACCUCCGGUAUCUGACCCACCUCCUCCUGUCCAACCCGUUCCCUCAGCACCAUCCAGGACCACCCACCUCUUAUUUAUUAUCAACUGCAUUAUUUAUUCAUGAGUAGUUCUCUGACUUGUGCUAGGCUGUGACGUAGCAGCGCCUUGUGGAGGAUGUGUGUUCUUAGUUUUCCUCAGUCCUGAGUGAGCUGCUCACAACAAGAAGCAGAAUAACUGUUUUCCUCUUUCACCUCCUGAACCUAUUUAGAGAUUUUAACUAUAGAAACACGUGAUGGAUGCACCUAUUUGGAGAGUAUCUUUUAAAUAAAGAAAUCUACGUUAUCUUGUCUUUUUUCAUGCAGAGCACAUUUUAUUAGUUUUUUCCCCUCCAGCUUUGCUGCUCAUAGCCAGAGAGAAUAGUAUUUGAUGAGCAUGUUUCAUAGGAUUGCUAAGGACACUAGCAGUAUGUCCGGCUAUAUCUGUUCAAAUGCAUUGAGCUGUUGGAUGCCUUCUGAGAGUGUACAGCAGCCAAUGUGAGGAAAACUUUAGAGUUCAAAGGAUUAUCUGUCGACCCCUGCGUAUGGAUUAUCUGUGGAAUUUCCUUCAUGCCAUCAGUGUGGAUUUGCUCUUUAUUUUGCUUUGACAUCUCUGCUCUAGCUUCUGUAUUUACUCUUUAUUUCUGUUUCCAUUGCAGCCUGUUGACAUUUGGUCCUCUUCGUAUGAAUUUCACUUGGUUUAGUUACAUGUUCUAAGUUUAACUUAUCACGGUGUUUGUGUUUUAUUUACUACAAGUGGAGAUAUAACAUUGAAAGAGACACUCCCUCAUGUAUGGCUUUUAUUUAUUUCCCCAGUGGAACCCCCACAAUCCUGACUCAACUGUGAACUGUGUUUAAAGAUAAGGCUGGUGUUAUUCUGGUGUUACCCUGUCACAUGUGUUGCUCUCUGAAUAUUUGAGGCAACAUAAAAUGUGUGGAAUUGAGUCAAAGUGUGUGUCUGUGUGAGUGUGACACAGAGGAAUAAUAUAUAUCAGGCGCUGAUACAUACACUACUUUUUAGUAGGACAGUCAUUAUUUUAGAUUCAUGAUGAAAAGAAAGAAGUAGAACAUUUCCAGCCUUAUCCUUUAAGUGUAGCACCAGUGAGCUGACACACAGUAACAACAUGAUGGAGUGUAUUUGUAACAUUCGACGUUUAACACAUUUAUAUACAAGUGUAACAAAAGGUUAUUAUGAACUUCUACAAAGUGUUUCCCUUCAGAGAGUUAAAAGAGCAAUCUUGCCUAAUAUGAUAUUCUAUGAUGUGCUGUAUAUUUGUUUGUUAUGGCAUGUAUUAUGAGGCUGUGUAGAAAUGGCAGACAGGAUGACGUGUUUCAGGGUUCCCAUGCCUGGUUUUUUUUUAUGUCAAAUUCUGAAAGGUUUCAGCUGCUCUUUCAGAGCUUCAUACCAAAUUUUCUCGACUGCACUACUGUUUCAAAUCCACAAAAACUUACACUUUAGAUAUUUAAUUUUUUUCUUUUUGUGACAUUUUUCCAAACUGCUUCUACAGAGAAUUAUUUUUCCAAAACCUUUCCAGUGCUUGACGAUAACUGCAGGACUGUGGGAACCCUGUUCAUCUGCCCAGAUGCCAUCGCCAGCUUGAACUCUUCCAUCACAGCAUAUACACACGCUCGUGGUACACAACAAUAGAUGUCUCACACACACUUGAUUUAAUCACAGAAGUGGUGUUCUAGCUUUUGCAACUUUCUUUGUUUAUUCCGAGUAUUGCAGGCUUCUCUUCUCGCUGUGAGAAGCCAAAGUAGGAACUUAGUUUGCUUGCAGGCAAUUUCUGCCAGAAAACCAUUUUACAUUUUAAAUGUGUUAUUACAAAGUGAUUGUACUGUUCUGUAUUGUAUGUAGGAGAAGUGUUAUGUAUGCAUAUUUUAAAUAAAGCAUUCAGGGUUUUAAAAUUUAAA
This is a messenger RNA of Cottoperca gobio, 4516 nucleotides long. It is a transcript of the gene wdr26a, whose product is annotated as WD repeat domain 26a. Gene Ontology annotation, cellular component: GID complex. The transcript is spliced from 14 exons. Gene Ontology annotation, molecular function: protein binding. NCBI's taxonomy places the organism in Eukaryota, Metazoa, Chordata, Actinopteri, Perciformes, Bovichtidae. The record is from RefSeq and is a predicted model, not a curated record. The coding region runs from base 380 to 2197 and encodes 605 amino acids. Gene Ontology annotation, biological process: proteasome-mediated ubiquitin-dependent protein catabolic process.